This is a messenger RNA of Fragaria vesca subsp. vesca, 1056 nucleotides long. RefSeq lists its product as uncharacterized. The coding region runs from base 1 to 1056 and encodes 351 amino acids. Gene Ontology annotation, molecular function: nucleic acid binding; RNA-DNA hybrid ribonuclease activity. The transcript has a single exon. NCBI's taxonomy places the organism in Eukaryota, Viridiplantae, Streptophyta, Magnoliopsida, Rosales, Rosaceae. The record is from RefSeq and is a predicted model, not a curated record.
AUGGAGGGCAUUGAGGCUAUGAAAGUUCAAGAGCUAAUUGAUGAGGAGAGUGGGGAAUGGGAGCAAUGGCUGCUGAAGGACUUGUUCACUGAUGCAGAGGCACAGGUAAUAGGAAAAAUUCCGCUAAGCUUGAGAGGAGGGGAGGAUAGGUGGAUGUGGCACUUUGAUCGAAAAGGUUUGUACUCAGUGAGAAGCGGGUACCAUGUUGCAAGGAAGGUGGAGCACAUGGAAACUAUAGCCUCUUCGUCAAGCUCACAAGGUGGUUGGGGUUUCAUUUGGAAGAAGGUAUGGAAGGUGAAUGUACCACCUAAAGUACGUAUGCAUGCAUGGAGGAUUUUGAAAGAGGUUCUCCCAACAAAAUGGGUGCUAAAAAAGAAGGGGGUGGAUCUGGGUGUGGAGUGUCCUUUCUGUGGAGGGGACAAAGAGGAUGGGCUCCAUAUUUUUAAAAAUUGUGGGGUGGUUAAUCAGCUAUGGAAGUGUUCAUCUUUGACCUCGACUCCAAGUACUCAUCCGGCGAUGGAGAUUAAAGCCUGGUUAUGUGAUAUGGUAGAGUUGAUGCAUGUGAAGAAAUUAGAGGUGUUUUUGUAUACAUUAUGGGCCAUUUGGGUGGAACAAAAUAACAUUGUUUGGAGGGGUGGAUGUUUUGUUCCAGUCAAUGUGGCUGGGUGGGUUAAUAACCAGGUGGAUGAGUACAUAAAGUAUCAUUGUAGAACUGAUUGUACCACUGGUAAGCAGAGUCGGCGAACACAUACCAAAUGGAGGUGUCCACCUAGUGGCAGACUCAAAAUAAAUAUUGAUGGUAGUUUCGUUGAGGUGCAGGAAAGAGGUGGUAUGGGAGUGGUGGUCCGGGAUAACAAUGGUGAUUGCAAAGCAGCCUUUGCUCGACCAGUUCAUUACGCUUUGUCUGCAUUGCAUGCGGAGGUAGAAGCUUUACGCGCUGGCCUUCUUAUAACAGUGCAACAAGGGUGGGAUGAAGUUGGGUUUGAAUCGGACUGUGUUGCAUUAGUAAAAGCCUUUCAAAAGGAUGAUGAGGACCUUUCUGAAAUUGGCGUUUGA